Molecule: messenger RNA, 2447 nt
Organism: Salvelinus namaycush (lake trout)
Lineage: Eukaryota; Metazoa; Chordata; Actinopteri; Salmoniformes; Salmonidae
Product: tripartite motif-containing protein 16-like
Exons: 7
Coding region: 1-1671 (556 amino acids)
Molecular function (GO): protein binding; zinc ion binding
Source: RefSeq, a predicted model, not a curated record
AUGGCUCAUCAGGGAGUUCUGCUGGACCAGGACCAGUUAUCUUGUUCUGUCUGUCUAGAUCUACUGAAGGAACCAGUCACCAUCCCCUGUGGACACAGUUACUGUAGGAGCUGUAUUGAGGGCUGCUGGGAUCAGGAUGUUCUGAAAGGGGUCUAUAGCUGUCCUCAGUGCAGAGAGACCUUCAUUCCAAGGCCUAAUCUGAGGAAAAAUAACAUGUUGGCUGAUAUGGUGGAGAAAAUGAGGAAGACAGGACUCCAGGCUGCUCCCCCUCCUGCUCUGUGCUAUGCUGGACCUGGAGAUGUGGCGUGUGAUUUCUGCACUGGGACCAGAAAGCAGAAAUCCCUCAUGUCCUGUCUGGUGUGUAUGGCCUCUUACUGUGAGACUCACCUCCAAUCUCACUAUGAAUCUCCUGCUUUGAAGAAGCACAAGCUGGUCAAAGCCACCGCACAACUACAGGAGAAGAUAUGCUCUCAUCAUGACAAACUGCUGGAGGUUUACUGUCGUACCGAUCAGCAGUGUAUCUGUUAUCUGUGUACAAUGGAUGAACAUAAAGGCCAUGAUACAGUGUCAGCUGCAGCAGAGAGGACUGAGAAACAGAGGCAGCUGGGGAUGAGUCAGCAGAAGGUCCAGCAGAGAUUCCAGGAGAGAGAGAAGGAGCUGAAGAAUCUCCAAAAAGCUGUGGAGUCUCUCAAGCGCUCUGCACAGGCAGCAGUGGAGGACAGUGAUCAGAUCUUUACUGAGCUGAUCCGCUCCAUUGAGAGAAGGAGCUCUGAGGUGAAGGAGCUGAUCAGAGCCCAAGAGAAGGCUCAAGUGAGUCAAGCUGAAGGACUCCUGGAGCAACUGAAGCAGGAGAUAGCUGAGCUGAGGAAGAGAAGCACUGAGCUGGAGCAGCUCUCACACACAGAGGAUCACAUCCAUUUCCUCCAGAGUUAUCACUCUCUCUCCAGUAUCAGUGUAUCUUCAGAUUUACCCAGCAUCGUUGUCCGUCCUCUUCAGUACUUUGGAGAUGUGAGUAAGACUGUGUCUGAACUGAGAGAGAAACUAGAAGACUUCCUUAAAGGAGAAUGGACCAAGAUCUCCACUACAGUGAAUAUAGUGGAUGUUGUACUGCCUCCAGAGCCCAAGACCAGAGAACAGUUGUUACAAUAUUCCUGUCAGCUCACACUGGACCCAAACACAGCACACACAAACCUCUCUCUGUCUGAAGGGAACAGAAAGGUGACCGAUACAGACCAAGUCCAACCAUAUCCUGACCAUCCAGACAGAUUCACAUACUACUGGCAGGUUCUGUGUAGAGAGGGUCUGUCUGGACGCUGUUACUGGGAGGUGGAGUGGACUGGUGAUGUUGAUACAGCAGUCUCAUAUAAAGACAUCAGCAGAACAGAGAGAGGGACAGAUGGUGGAUUUGGAGACAAUAACAAGUCCUGGAGAUUAGAGUACUAUAGAGGUGGUUAUUGGUUCAGACACAAUAAUGUUAAGACUAAAGUAUCAGGCCCUCAGUCCUCCAGAGUAGGAGUGUACCUGGAUCACAAGGCAGGUACUCUGUCCUUCUACAGUGUCUCUGACACAAUGACCCUCCUCCACAGAGUCCAGACCACAUUCACUCAGCCCCUCUAUCCUGGGUUUAGGAUCAAUGAUUAUAAUGGUACUGCUGAGCUGGUUAAACUGUAGUAGGGUCCACAUAGAUACUAGUCAUGCUGGUGGUGAUGGUCCCCAGAUGUGAUGAUUCAUUCUGCUCUGUUUUAUCUACAAUGAUUUAACUGAUUUGAUCUUCAGAAGAUGUUAUGAAUUCAAAUUCAAUGUUUUCAUAUUUUAGUAAUUGCAAUGUUUUAAUCUUGUACAUUUCCAUGAAUCAUGAUGUCUGGUGUUGAUGUAUAUUGGUUGUCAUUCAGAACCAUUGAUAUGUUUUCUCAGUUGGUUCUCUGUCUCUAUGUAAUUCUCCUCAGUAUCAUUGAUCAGCUUGUUGGUUCUAAUUGAUGUGUUCUCUGUCACCUGGAGCUGCAUGGAAAAUGGUCCAGGAACUAAAGGACAAUUCAGGACUAGUCAGCCCACUACAAGCUGGUAUCACUUACUUUCUACUAAACUAUAUGGACUGGUUUCCCAGACACAGAUUAAUCCUAGUCCUGGACUAAAAAGUAUGUUCAAUGUAGAUGUCCAGGAAACCGGCCCUAAAUGUGUCAUCUUUCAUCCUCCCAUACUGCUCAGUCCAGCAACAUGAAACCUGUCCAGCAGGUGGUGCUAUUGACCAAACAAUAAAACCAGCAGAUAUCUUGACUUGCCACUCAGUAUAUCAGUAAUGUUCAGAAAAGUACUUUAAUAUCAUUGGAGAUUGAUGGUCUUUUUAAUCCACUAUCCAGAGUCAGGAACAGAUGAAGUUAGGUCUGCUACUGUUCAGUGAUUAAAUAUGAUUUAUGGUGAUGGGAAAUAAUAAAAAACACUAAACUUCA